This is a messenger RNA of Vitrella brassicaformis, 3768 nucleotides long. Lineage: Eukaryota; Vitrellaceae. The record is from the annotation of a GenBank genome assembly.
CCGACUUGUACCAACCAAAACCCACACUACUACUUGUAUGAUAUGCGAACGCAUGGCGUCGACAUGCUUGUCUCUAGGCAUUCACCCAUCCAUUCAUGCACCUGUCUGUCGGUCUGUCUGUCUGUCUGUCUGUCUACCUAUCACUCAAUCAGUCUACCUAUCUAGCCGUCUAGCUAGCCAUCUAGCCAUCCAGCCAUCCGUAUCCGUCAGUCAGUCAGGAUGUGUGGCUAGCGGCGUCGCCCUCGAAUGGCUGGGCGGCGGGCGGCUGGGCCGUGGUGGUCGCACUGGUCACCAGCGGCUGGAUGCGCACCUUGAAAGCUCCCGCGCGGAUCUUGCGACCGAUCCCGCGACCUUACAAACACACACAUGCACACAAAUCAAUCACCAUCCAUGACCAUGUCGGGGUGUUGUUGGGAGGGUGAGAGUACGCACCUCUGAGUACGAUAGCGAUGCGGGCGAGGACGCUCGGGUCGGCGUCAUUCUGGAUCUGCCAGCGCUCCAGUAUCGCCCCUAACAGUAUCGCUGACGGUUCGUCAGCGACAGACACAGAGGGACGGACGGGCCCAGGCAUGCAUAUGAUAUGAAUGGACAGUGUGCGUGUUUGCAAUGGAUGGACAUGAGCUUACCGACUAGUUUGACGGUCCCCGCUCCGCCGGCCUCGUUCUUGCCAGGAACAUGGUCCAGCAGCAGCAACGUCUCGCGACAAACCAGACGGUCAACUGCGCACACCGAUAAAGAGACAGACAGACAGACAGACAGAUGGGCGGAAAGGCCAUGCGCCCGAGUGUGGGAUUCCUUCCUCACUGGCCGUCGUUGAGAGGUCCGUCCUAACACUAGAAUCCGUAUCCUGAUAGUUGCAGGCGUCAAACGCCCCCAACAAAUCUGACCAUCGGCGCACACACACAUAAAGAUGUACCACUCACAGGCGAUGGACAUUCCCUCCCUCCCCCAAACCACACCCACCGACGCACCUGGCGCGAAGACCUGCAGGACGGUGCGCCAGACCUCGUUCUCGCUCAUCCACAUUGCGGUGUCGAUGGUCUGCAGCCGAUCGGGGGCGAACCCCAGGAUCUGACACACCUGGUGCUGAGGCGUCUCCGACUCGACGGAGAACAGCCACGACCCCGACGAGUCCUCCUGACCCUCACCGUCACCAUCCCCACCACCACCAACACACGGCCCCGCUACCCCUGACGCGGGCGUCUCAGCAUCAUGCUGCUGGCUGCCCUGCCCCUCCCCGUCCAUCUCCUCCUGCUCCUGCUUGAUGGGCACGUCGGGCACAUUGCUGCUGUUGCAGUUGUUCUUGGCUGAGGGCGGCGCGGGUGCGUCGGCGACUAUGGUGGGAGUGCCCCUGUCGGUCUCCCUCUUGAUGCGCACCAGGGGCAGCGGCCCCGGCUCGGCCGAUGACGCCACCGACGCACCGUUGGCCCCCGCCGGCCUGGCGUGUGUGUUGUGGUGCCCUUGUGCGCCGGUGUGUGCAGGGGGACGGGAAUGCUGGUGCUGGUGCUGUGGGUGGUUUGGGUGCAUGCUGUGGCCGCCUGUGUUGCCGUCUCUCUGUUCCAUGUCGUGGUCAGGCGAGCCCAGACCUGUCAGGGUGGGGGGAUGGGGACUACUGCCUGCAGGCAUAUAUAUCAUCAGCAACAACAACAAGACAACACCACCACACACCGUACCGUCCAGUCCACGGAUGUGUGUCUAUCUCGUGCCGCCUAAGAACCAUGUGGCUGGCUCACCAUUGGGCAUUUGAGGAGGGGGCGAUGUGCCCGCCAGGCCGUUGGGCUGCUGCUGGUGGUGGUGGUGGUGGUGAUGAAGCUGGCCCGGCACAAACGGAGGUGGACCCACAGAGGCCUGAGAAAACAAACAGCAGCGGCCAACCAACAAUACGCUUAAGCUACCUCCCUCUCAAUGAAUGACGACACGCACCAGACUUGUUGUGUAGGUAGGUAGGUACCUGUUGCAUGUUGUGCUGUUGCUGGUCCUGCACCUGCAUCUGCAUUUGCAUGCCAUGGUCCACCUCCAUGCCCCCACCUCCGCCGCCAUAGCCGUACCCGCCACCCAUCCCCAUCCCAGCUCCCAUCGAGUCACCCCCACCAGCACCACCACCAGCGCCAGAACUGACACCCAGACUACCAAACGGGCCAUUCGCAAACACCGGAAACCCGCCACCGCCGCCGUUGUUGCCGCCCAUCGGCAACGAGUCGACGGCCAUGUCGUUGGCAGCGUUGGCAUUGCUGUGGGCGUUGGGCGUGUGUGGGUGUGGGGCGCACUGGGGGUUCAUGAGGGGUCGCUUGCGUGUGGUGGGCUGGUGGACGGCCGGGGGAGGGCCGGAUGGCACGAGCUGGGACGGCCGGGCGGCCUCGGGCACACAAACGCGGUCGAGCAGACUGGGACGCUCUGAUAGACAGACAGAGAGACAGAGAGUUGAGAGAAGAACCAAUCACGUCCCCCACAUUCACUCGGCCCAUCUAAUCCCUCCCUCCCUGCCCUGCCUUACACACCGCUUGUGGAUACAACAUCCUCGAUGCGUCUGUGCAUGUCAGCCAGGCGUCUGUGCAUGUCCCCCAGCCGGUUGUCGAUCUGUCUUUCCUCCUCCCUCGCCCGCACCUCCGUGUCCUCCCGCAUCUGUCUCAUGUCCGCCUGCAGCGCGUUGACGUCCGCCUGCAGCGUAUUGACGCUCUGCGCCAUGCUGGUGAGCAUCGUCUCGACGUCCUCGAGACGCGUGAGCACCGGGCCGAUCUGCUUGACCAGCGGCUCCAUCUCACCCAUGCGCUCCGUCAGAUCGUCCAGCACCCGGAUCGUGGGCAUGUGGUAACGCUCCAGGAACUCCUGCACCGUCGUCGGCGACGCGUACCACCCACCACCACCCCCACCGCUGCGCACACCGUUCGCCUGUGUCUGCUGUGGCGCCGUGCUGCUCAUGCGCUCUUGGUGCUGCUGCUGUUGGUCGGCGAAUCGGUUGUACUGUGGCUCACGGGUGAAGUAGCCGCCGCCCUGUGUCUGCCCGUUGCCGCCUGACUCGUUGCUGCGUGGCUCCAUCCAUGGCUGCUGGUGCGAUGAGGCGGGGAAGCCCGACUGGUGGCGGUGGUACUGCUGCUGCUGCUGGCCGCUGUGGUUGGGAUGUGACUGCGGGGAGCCGGUGUUGAGCUCGCCACUGCCGUGCCCUGGCGGCAUCAUGUUGGGGCGCCGGUCGUUGCUCGACGCAGGCGACUUCCAGCCGGUGCCCCUGUCGUGCUGCUGGUGCUGCUUGAGCAAAGCGUGCGGCAGCAAGCCGCUGCCGCCACACAUCAAACGGCCGCUGGUGUUGGCGGGCGGCGCACUGGAGGAGCCGUUGACGUAUGUGUCGUGCUGUGCUCUGCCGCCCAUUUGGUAGUGGUUGGGGGUGGUGGGCUGCGAGUGGUGGCCGAAGCCAGGCCCGGAUGAGGCCGGGUCGCCCAUCGAGCCGCGGUGGCCAUGGGACGGGCGCACCUGAUACGGCUGAUUCAUCGGACAACUCAUUCAGUCCACUACUGCAGACAGCUGGGCGUGAGCCGGGUGCUGACGUGACGCGAGAGGGGGACGGACAAGGCUGAAACUCGGAGAUCUGCCGUCAGUGAGGCCUCACCACGCCUCCGCCGCCCUCUAUGCUUCAACGGCGAGUCCGGGGAGGCUGAUCAGCACGCACUUGUCGGGAAGAACCGUCAUCCACGAUGCAUUCACCGUGCGUCCAUCUCAGACAGCCGAGGACGUACGUGCCAAACCAAGCUACAGGUUUCAAGAGGCUGGGAAAAC